GUUUUAGCCCCAGCAGUGGGGAAUAUUGCAGGAGGGUGGAAGUGUCAACAGAGCAACGGCUGUGUCUUCUGUCCAUCUGUCAAUCACCAGUCCGUAUGCUGCUUCCACCCAUGGUUUUGUUCUUCCCAAUACCCCUCUCCUCCCCAGUCACUCUCCAGGCUUGCACAUGGUCGGAAACAGCACUGAGCAAGGCAUUAAGAGGAGGGAGGCCAGGAGGGCAAUCAAGAAGGAGGGAGCAAGAAAGGCCCAUGAUGCCUAAAUCCGAUUUGCCUUGCGUUAAAGAGCUUGGGGGCAAAUGUGAUCAGUGCAACCAAAAUAGCCCCACUCUUUGUGUGUAUAGUGUGUGUGUGUGUGCACGCAUGCACACUCACAGCCACCAGGUGUGGCAAGUGGAGGGCUCCGUGGUCCUCUCAACCCUCUUCCCCCGCCUCAGGGAGUCUAUAUAAGAAGGUGCCGAGGUUCCAGCCAUUCCACUAGCUCUGUUGAAACAGGACGAGGCGGACGAGCUCGGAGCAUUGGCGGUGCGGGGUGAGCGUACAGCCAAACCAUGGGCAAUAGUAAGAGUGGGGCCCUCUCCAAGGAGAUCCUUGAAGACCUGAAGCUGAACACCAAGUAUUCGGAGGACGAGCUGUGUAAAUGGUACGAGAGCUUCCAGAAGCAGUGCCCGGACGGGCGCAUCAGCAGGUCCGAGUUCGAGAAGAUCUAUGCCCAGUUCUUCCCCAACUCUGACCCCAAGGUGUAUGCCCGGCACGUCUUCCGAAGCUUCGACACCAACGAUGAUGGGACCCUCGACUUCCGGGAGUACAUCAUUGCCCUCCACCUCACCUCCACCGGCAAGACCAACCUUAAGCUAGAGUGGGCUUUCUCGCUCUUUGACGUGGACCGCAAUGGAGAAAUCAGCAAGAACGAGGUUCUUGAGAUCGUUACGGCCAUAUUUAAGAUGAUUCCUCCAGAAGAGCAGAAAACCCUGGCUGAUGAUGAAAACACCCCCCAAAAACGGGCCAACAAGCUGUGGGCAUAUUUCGGCAAGGGAGAAACAGACAAACUUGCUGAAAAGGAGUUUAUUGAAGGGGUGAUGAAGAACGAUGCAAUAAUGAAGCUCAUCCAGUACGAACCAAAGAAAAAAUAGGGGGUUGGGGGUUGGAAGAGGAGGAGGAGAAAACACAGAGAUGUAAGAAUAAAUGUAUGCAUGAUGGGAAAGAUGGGGACACUGAACACCCCUAACCGUGUGUGUGUGUGUGUGUGUGUGUGUGUGUGUGUGUGUGUGUGAACAUGCAAAAGUACAGCUACAAAAAUAAGUUUGUGCCCCUUUCAAUACAAUCCCUGUUACAUUCUCUACUAGCCCACUUCUUUAAUUUACUGGGAUUUUUCCAAUGGGGGAUGUAGGCUUGGCAGCCAUAAGAACCAUUUACCUUAGCAGGUAUUUUUGUUUUUGUUUUUUAAAAGUAGUAGUAGUUAAAGAGUUGAGGAGGGACAGAAACAAAACAAGGAAAGGAAACUGGGGGAAAUAAGAGAAAAAGGUUGAGGACCUAAAUUUGAGCAGACAGACCCAGGCUCAAAUCUCCACUUAGCCAUGAAGCUUAGUGACAAAAGGUGCAAACUUUACAGGGGUCACGCUGUGCUCCCUGGGGGCUGAGAUACAAAGGUAAUAAAUAAAAGGAUCGACAGUAGAGGCCUCUUGAGACCAGAAAUAACCUGGAUACCUGUUAAAAGCAAUCUACGUUUUCCAACCCAAAGGCUGCAUUAUACCAAUGGCAAAAAUGGAUGGAAGAAAUGGGAAUUUUGGGUUUGUGCAGUGGGGCAGUUUCCACACAGACUUACACCCCUCUCUAUCUUCCAUCCAGACAAGAAAGAGGCAUUGUCAGAGUUCAAAGACACACCUGAGUCAGGCAAACAGUCAAGGAGGGUGUGACGUGAGGCAGGUGAGGGGGUGUGACUUGGAGAAAGAGGGUGUGAUCUAGGGAAAGUCCUAAGGGCUUGGGGGCGGGGUUGGAGGGCCACAUUUGGCCCUCAGUUCUCCAUCCCUCACAUUAAAAAAAAAAAAUAGAAAGACCAAAACAGGUGCCCUGACUUCUAUACUAUGAAACCCCAUUCCCCUCUCUCAAAGGAUCCUGGGUAAUCGCCCAGUACCACUCUGUUCUCUCUGCUACUCAUCAUUUAGGAGUCCUGCCUGUCAGUUGGCUCAUUAGCUCCCAGUUCAUAAAUCUUAUCCAGAACCAACUUCUAAGGUUCUCUCUGGGGAAGCCAUGACGGAUGAAAAGAGUGUAAAAACAGCUAAACAUGUAGCACAGGUGUCUCUUUAGCUUCCAGCUUCCCCUGGCUCAAAGCUGCUUGCUAACAUAUCCCGCUAUAUUUCAAGAGGACAGGGGGGUGACUUGCAGGCCCUGAUAAUAAACAUACUUACUUGGAAGCAAAUACCAUACAGAACUCUAUGGGACUUGCUUCCAGGUGAGCAGGCUUAGAACUGCACUUUCCCUGGAUUGGGGUCACUGAGCCUGCAAUUUUUUUCGUCCGAAAGGUUAGCCCAGUAUGGCUACUACAGCAUUUAAUCAGCACAUUCUUCCUUGUUUCCUCUGCUCCUGUUGAAAGUUAAUACUUUCUCAGUCCAUAUCCCGCCUUUCCCAAAAGUAUAUUUAAAAUGUAAACCUUACAAAUCCCGCCCCCCACCUCCCCCUCUGCUUGUUCCGGAGGAGAGGGCUGGGUGGGCUAACAGAGAUAUCUAGAGUUGGCAUCAUUUCUAGAAGUGGACUUUUAUGCAUCUCUGUUGAUUUCCUUCCUCUGACACUAGAAUAUUUCAUUUCUUCAAAAGAAAGGAGGGGUAACUUUCUAGGGAGCGGGUGGCAGGUAGUUAAUUUACUAAUGGGGGAACAUGUUUAAAUUUAUGUACUGUGUCUGUUUUUCAAUAAAGGACAUUGUGUGAAACAUA
This is a messenger RNA of Podarcis muralis (Common wall lizard), 2926 nucleotides long. It is a transcript of the gene RCVRN, whose product is annotated as recoverin. Gene Ontology annotation, molecular function: calcium ion binding. The record is from RefSeq and is a predicted model, not a curated record. Lineage: Eukaryota; Metazoa; Chordata; Lepidosauria; Squamata; Lacertidae.